Messenger RNA from Chinchilla lanigera (long-tailed chinchilla), 2121 nucleotides. RefSeq names its product F-box protein 5 (gene Fbxo5). The coding region runs from base 257 to 1597 and encodes 446 amino acids. The record is from RefSeq and is a predicted model, not a curated record. The transcript is spliced from 5 exons. Gene Ontology annotation, cellular component: nucleus. Gene Ontology annotation, biological process: negative regulation of meiotic nuclear division; regulation of mitotic nuclear division. Lineage: Eukaryota; Metazoa; Chordata; Mammalia; Rodentia; Chinchillidae. Gene Ontology annotation, molecular function: protein binding.
GCUAUGGAAUUAAGGCCCUGCCUCUCUGCUUCCAAUUGGCCGUGGGCGGGCGAGUCCCCGCCUGUCGUUUUCUUAUUGGUCCAUGCGUACGAAGGGCGCGCCCCAUUGGGCCGCGCGGAUUUGGGCACCAAAUUCAAAGAUUUUAAAAGUACCAGCUGGCGCCUUUUAAGAGCUACUGCUCUGUGGAGCGGCCAUCCCGCCUCGCCGCCGGUGUCGCGUUAUUCCUUCACCUGAGGCGGAACGCACGUCCACUGGCAUGAGCCGGCGCCCCUGCAGCUGUGUCGCACGGUCACCCUCCUGCUCCUGCAACUUCAGCCCAGUGACAGCCGCCGGGCGCCCUCGCCCCCCGGACAGUUAUAAAGAAGAAAGUUCCACUCUUUAUGUCAAAAUGAAGUGUGAUGUUAAUUGCAACCAUAUUCGUCCUGAAGUUAAACUGGUAAAACCUGAUGGCAGUGGAAGACAAGGUUUCUACAGUCCCGCCUAUUUGGAAAGUUCCUGUAAAGACUGCCUUAAAGACUAUGAGAGGUUAUCAUACCUUAGGUCAUCAGUUGUGAGCCCUCGGAUUGUAGAAUUCGAAACGAAAAGCAAGCCCUUGCAUAACAAGGAAAAUCAACGUGUUGAACAAACACUUAAUAGUUCAAAUGAAAUAGAAGAGCUAGAGACCAAUAGGCUUUAUGAAGACAGUGGCUAUUCCUCAUUUACUCAACAAAAUGGCUUCAAUGAACAUGAAGAGGAUACCCUCGCUCUGGAAGAAAAUUUCAGAAGCAGUCCACGGUCCUGCCUGCUACAGACACAAAGCCCAGACCAGUAUCCCAACAAAAACUUAUUGCCAGUUCUUCAUUUUGAAAAAGUGGUUUGUUCAACGUUAAAAAAGAAUGCUAAGCGAAAUCCUAAAAUAGACCGAGAAAUACUAAAAGAAAUUAUAUCCAGUGGGAAUUUUAAACUACAGAAUAUAAUUGGCAGGAAAAUGGGCCUAGAAUUUGUAGAUAUUCUCAGUGAACUCUUUCGAAGAGAACUCAAACAUCUCUUAGCAAAUAUUUUGGCUCAGCUCAGUGAUAUGGACUUAAUCAAUGUGUCUAAAGUGAGCACUACUUGGAAGAAGAUUCUAGAAGAUGACAAAGGGGCCUCCCACUUGUACAAAAAAGCAAUGCAAAGAGUUACUGAAAAGAGCAUUAAGUCUUCACCACAUGCUUCAACCAGAGAAUACGUUAUGAUCAGAACUGCAUUAGCUUCUGUUCAGAAAUCAGUAUCCCAGGCUUUGCCCAAAAAAGAUGCUCAAGCCAAGGUAUCCAAGAAAGAUGAUCAGAAAGGUUCCACUUACAGUCGACACAGCGAAUUCUCUGAGGUUGCUAAGACUUUGAAAAAGAAUGAAAGCCUCAAAGCAUGCAUUCGCUGUAAAUCACCAGCAAAAUUUGAUUGCUAUUUACAGCGUGCGACCUGUGAACGAGAAGGUUGCAGAUUUGAUUAUUGUACAAAGUGUCUAUGUGAUUAUCAUAGCACUGAAGACUGCUCAAAUGGCAAGCUCCUGAAAACCAGUUAUAAACUGGGUCCUCUUCCUGGUACUAAAAAAAGCAAAGAGAAUCUACGAAGGUUGUGACCUCUGAAUAAAUCAAUUGUAAAUUAUCAUGACGGGUAAUUAAAAAUGUUAGGUUUUUAGUAUAGAUAGUAAAAGUAAUUGUUUUUUAAUGUUCAUCACUGUGAUACCUGAAAUUUUCUUCCCCAAAAAGAGGAUAGACGGCCUCUUAAAAUAUUUUACAACUUGCUGUGAAGAAGCUUAAAAUUCUCAAUACAAAUCAGAAAUUUUAAAUAUUUAUACAAAAGAGAAAACCGUUACCAAAGAUUUAUGCUUUAGAGGGUAAAAGAAAAUUGAUUCAGUUUCAUGGUACAGUCUGUCUAAUUUUGUCUAGACAAUCUUAAAUUUAAAUCUGGUUUGCUACCUAUUAGCAUUAUAUUUGCUUUAUCAAAUUAAUACCAACUCAGCUAUCAACUUCCGGAUUCUGUUAAUUUAAAUGUUUGUCACUUGUUUUUCUUCUGUCACUUGUUUUAAACCUUUUUUUCAAUGUGUCUGUUUCCCCAGAUGUGUUAUUUGUAAAAUAUUGCUGUCUUUAUUUCUGAAGAUAA